Messenger RNA from Rhizopus microsporus ATCC 52813, 912 nucleotides. RefSeq names its product Brix-domain-containing protein. Gene Ontology annotation, molecular function: rRNA primary transcript binding. NCBI's taxonomy places the organism in Eukaryota, Fungi, Mucoromycota, Mucoromycetes, Mucorales, Rhizopodaceae. The transcript has 4 exons. The record is from RefSeq and is a predicted model, not a curated record. Gene Ontology annotation, cellular component: preribosome, large subunit precursor; nucleolus. Gene Ontology annotation, biological process: maturation of LSU-rRNA; maturation of 5.8S rRNA. The coding region runs from base 1 to 912 and encodes 303 amino acids.
AUGAAUCCAGUCGAACGUCGUCCUUCCGAGUUGAAGAAUAAGCACAAACGAGAGGCGCUUUAUCAAAAACAAAAGCUUGAAAAGCAAAAAGCAAAGCAUAAGAAGAGAAAGGAAAGAGCAAAAGUAGAAGAGAAGAAUCCAGAGUUAAAAAAGAAACGUUUAGAAGAAAAUGUACCCAAGACACUGGAUAAUACAAGAGAAGCAGAUGAAACAAUGUUGGAUCAACCAGACGAUGAAGUAGCUCAGGACGAGGCCAUGGAUGAAUUGGCCAGUUACUUUAGUGGAAAGACACCCAAGAUCUUGGUGACAACUAGCAAAAAGUGUUCAACCAACUGUUACGACUUUUGUGCAGAACUCGUUUCCAUGUUUCCUGAUGCUCAGUUUGCUAAACGUGGACCUAAACAUGAACUUAGACAGGUGAUCAAGAUUGCUAAAGAAAAGGAAUUUACAGACUUGAUUAUUGUAAACGAAGAUAGAAAAAUACCAAAUGCUAUCACCUUAAUUCACUUGCCUGAUGGUCCCACUGCUUAUUUCAAGUUGUCAAGUUAUGUUCCUUCAAAGGCCAUUGUAAACCACGGCAAAGUGACUGCACAUAACCCAGAAUUGAUAUUGAACAAUUUCAACACUAGACUCGGACACACCGUGGGACGCAUGUUUCAGGCCUUAUUACCUCAAGUACCUGAAUUUCAAGGAAGACAAGUCAUCACGUUCCAUAACCAACGUGAUUUCAUUUUUGUGCGUCGACAUCGAUAUGUGUUUAGGGAUACAGAAAAAGUAGGAUUGCAAGAAUUAGGACCCAGGUUUACAUUGAAGCUUCGUUGGCUGCAGAAAGGCGUGUAUCAACGAGAUGGAGAGUACGAAUGGAUGUUUAAACCCGAGUUGGAGACGAGUAGAAAGAAGUUCUUUUUAUAA